AUGGCGCUCUUUACACUUGGCCUUCUUCUUCUCGGCGCCAGCAAUGCUAGCGCAGCCGUGACUGGCAACAAAACCAACACUGUAUCACCAGUGGCCCAGAACUGCGGUCCAGAGUCAGCAAACAUUGUUUGCAUCCAGAAGUAUGGCUCAGUUUUGCCCCCAUCAUUCUACCGGGAUGCGGAUCCCACAGUGGGCUAUUCUGGGACCGAGGUUCCAGAUGACCCUUCCUGGAAGCUCGUGAGCACCGCAGAUUUUGUCGUCUUUGAUCAGAAUCGUGGCCUCGAGCUCCUCGGAAAAACUCCAAAAAUCCAACAUAAGUACUUGGAAGUUCUCAACGUCAUCCAUGAGGCGCCCAUCUACGUGCCGAGCCUGAACAAGUUGUUUGUCACGCAGGAUGGCCCUCCUGGCAACCUUACCAAUCUCAUGAUUGACCUGAACACGGACCCUCCCACUAUCAACACCUUUGUCACCAACCCGCCAGUCUACCAGCCAACUGGUGGGAUCCUGCACAACAACACGAUCUACUGGGCAAUUCAGGGCAACAAUGUUUCUCUCCCAGGCGGUGUGCAGCAGCGCCCUGGUGUUGUCCGCGUCAACCCAAGCACGCUUGAAGCCGAAUGGCUCGUCAACAACUACUAUGGCUUUUUCUAUGGAGGACUUAACGACCUGACGGUUGAUCGCUUUGGCGACGUCUGGUUCACCGACAGUGAUUAUGCCUUAGGCCUUGGUGUGUCAAACAUGUCAAACCAAAACCAAUUGGCUACGUACCGAUUUACUCCUUCCACUGGGGAAACCGUGGUUGUCGAGGACACGCUCGCACACCCCAAUGGCAUUACUUUCUCCCGCGAUGGAAAGACGCUCUACAUCACCGACAGUGGUCUUGAGACUGUCGGUCCCGACGCCAGUAAAGGUGCAGGCAACUUUUACGACUACCCAAUCCGCAUUUACUUUACGUCGACCAACAAGCGCAACGUUUAUGCCUUUGAUGUUAACCGCACUCCAAGCAACGGUGUUUACCUUUCGAACAAGCGCAGCAUCUUCCAGUCCCUUGAAGGGAGCCCAGACGGCAUCAAGGUCGCUGCCAAUGGCUAUAUCGUUAUUGGAGCCGGUCUUUCUAACGGCGCAGACAUCGUCGAUGAGAAUGGCUCCGUUCUGGCUCGCAUCCAGACAAACCACCCAGUGGAGAACAUUUGCUGGACUGGCCCUGAGUUGAAGACCCUGUACUUGGUUGGCAUUGGCGGCAUCACCCGUGUGGACUGGGAUCUUGCUGGCCCUGAUCCCAACAACUACUUUGUCGAUUAG
Messenger RNA from Xylona heveae TC161, 1302 nucleotides. RefSeq names its product lactonohydrolase. The record is from RefSeq and is a predicted model, not a curated record. The transcript is spliced from 2 exons. The coding region runs from base 1 to 1302 and encodes 433 amino acids. Lineage: Eukaryota; Fungi; Ascomycota; Xylonomycetes; Xylonales; Xylonaceae.